Messenger RNA from Musca vetustissima, 870 nucleotides. RefSeq names its product THO complex protein 7 (gene thoc7). Gene Ontology annotation, cellular component: THO complex part of transcription export complex. Gene Ontology annotation, biological process: mRNA processing; mRNA export from nucleus. NCBI's taxonomy places the organism in Eukaryota, Metazoa, Arthropoda, Insecta, Diptera, Muscidae. The transcript is spliced from 2 exons. The record is from RefSeq and is a predicted model, not a curated record. The annotation marks the transcript as partial.
UUUUUUGCAGAGGAAAUUAUCAAGAAGCGUCUCCUGAUUGAUGGAGAUGGCACCGGCGAUGACCGGCGUCUUAAUAUGCUGUUGAAACAAUUUCUGAAAUGGAUGUAUUCCAAGAACGAUUCACCAGAAAAUAACCAAAUUAUCUAUGAUCGUUUGAUGGCCCAAUUAGCCCAGUGUCAAUUUGCUGCUGCCAAGACGGAACGUACCAGUCAAAUGAUCGACAAGGAAUUGGAAAACUAUCAGCAGCUCUCCCAGACUAUCGAGAAAAAUAUUGAAGCAGCUAAACAAGAAAUCGAAGAGAGUAAAAAGGAGUUGGUGAUUGCUAAACAAAUACGUAAAAAUAAAAUGGAAUAUGAUCAAUUGGCCAAGGUGAUAAAGCAGCAACCGGAUCGCAAAGAGACCCAAAAACACAUUGAAUCCCUGCAGAAGGAACUGGCCGAAUUGAAUGAAAAGAAAAUGAAAUUGGAACGUAAAUUUGAGAAGAGACAAAAAGAUUUUUCCGUACUCAUGUACGCCGUACGCGAAUUGGAAGCCCAAUUGGCUGAGGAUAGUUCCAGUGAUGAGGAAACUAGCAAAAGUGAUGAUGAAGAAAUUGUUGGUUCCGCAUCGAAUAAAUCAAAUGUUAUUAAUUUAACCCUAUUGGAUGGUUUGAGUGAUGAUGAAGUAGAGUCCGGGUCACAGUCAGGGAAAACUGGUCGCCGUCGGGGAUAUAUGGAACGUGAUAUCGUUGAGAAAAUCGAAAUCAAAGAUGAUGAUGAUGCGAAAAGUAUCAAGGAGCCCAUGUCCAUUGAUGAGGAUGUUGUUUUGGAGCUGAGCAUUGAUAAGGAUGACAAUGACGUUAAAAUGGAUGAUGUUAUUCUGUCGUCUUAG